Trichoderma asperellum CBS 433.97 is the source of this 643-nucleotide messenger RNA. NCBI's taxonomy places the organism in Eukaryota, Fungi, Ascomycota, Sordariomycetes, Hypocreales, Hypocreaceae. The record is from the annotation of a RefSeq genome assembly.
UCGUCCAUUCUCCCCCGCCUCUUUAUGCAGGGCAUUGUUCAUAGGACUGCUCCAUCUAUUGGCUAGCUCAUUUUCUGUCCUCGUGAGCUUCGUCGGUGUUGUCUCGCGCAAAGGCAACAAACAACUUACUGCAGCGUUGGAAAGGGGGGGGGGACAGGAUACGGUAAGCCUCAGCUCUGUCACAAGGAGUUCAUUCAUACGACGCCCGGACAUGCUUGUACAACCACAUUGUCGAUCUGUCAAGCGAGCUUCCGGACGAAGAAGCACAUGUACAGAGUACAAGCACACACAUCAUGAGGGAACGAGGGGGGGGGGUAUGCUAUGCCAACGCGCGACUCGGCCUAUAUCAUGCAUUAGCUCGCGUGCGCUUCAAACCUCACUGCAUUUCGGUCCCUAUCACGGUAAAAUUAUUGCCUAUGCGGUCGCAAAUCUCCGUACUGAGUGACUUGUUCGUCAUCACCCCGCGUCGUUAUCAACAUGUCGUCUUCUGGGGGCCAUUAUGGAACGUUGUUUGAAAUACUAUGUAAGGGUAAGGAAUAUCCCCUGCGAUGAGCCGGAUGCCGAGGAGCUGGGAUGUAUGCAGAUCACAACAAACCGUAGUACUUUUCCGUAAACUCGCUGCGAACAGCUGUUCUUUGCCGUA